Molecule: messenger RNA, 453 nt
Organism: Diuraphis noxia (Russian wheat aphid)
Lineage: Eukaryota; Metazoa; Arthropoda; Insecta; Hemiptera; Aphididae
Gene: CCAP
Product: Crustacean cardioactive peptide
Source: RefSeq, a predicted model, not a curated record
AUGACUGACACCAAACGGCGAGUGAAGUUGUAUGCCCUGAAUGCCGAUCGUCAGUGGGAUGACCGUGGCACGGGGCAUGUGUCAUGCACAUACGUCGAACGUCUCAAAGGCGUUUCACUUUUGGUUCGAGCUGAAGCUGAUGAUUAWACAAAUGAUAUUUGUCACAGUUCAUUAAACUUGGAUUUGUUUGAACAGUAUUUCGACAACGAUAAUUCGGUGGCUGAACCAAUCAGGAGAAAAAAACCUUUUUGCAACGCAUUUACAGGUUGUGGUCGUAAGAGAUCAGAUGAAUCAAUGGCCACCUUGGUCGAUCUUCGUUCAGAACCGGCUGUCGAGGAAAUUAGCAGGCAGAUAAUGUCUGAAGCUAAGCUCUGGGAGGCAAUUCAAGAAGCCCGACUUGAAUUACURCGCCAACAAAGACAAAAUAAACCAGUAAGUUAGAGCCACAAAUGA